Molecule: messenger RNA, 3492 nt
Organism: Penicillium roqueforti
Lineage: Eukaryota; Fungi; Ascomycota; Eurotiomycetes; Eurotiales; Aspergillaceae
Product: extracellular serine-threonine rich protein
Exons: 3
Coding region: 1-3492 (1163 amino acids)
Source: RefSeq, a predicted model, not a curated record
AUGAAGGUCACAUCCGCUAUUGUGUUUUUAUCCCUUCUGGCCUCUGGCCAGGCCACCGGAGCGUCCUGGGGCUCCGAGAAAUGCUACUCUAGCCCGGGUAGAUCGCCUAACAAGUGUAACGACUCCCAGCAAAAGGGCUUCAGCUGGACUGAUCUCGCUCCUGGCUCUUUCUCCAGCUAUGGUGGCUUUUCCUUUUCGGGUUUCACUUGCGGCAAUGGCUUCGGUUCUAGCCUUGGCAAGCGUGGCACCCAGAAAUGUAUCUCCGGUACCGUCUCCAAAGGUAGCUCCUCUAGCUCCUCCAGCUCCAGUGGCUCCAGUGGCUCCAGCUCCCACAGCUCCAGUGGCUCCGGCUCCUCUAGCUCUUCUAGCUCCUCCUCGUCGGCUCCGUCGUUCUCCUGUGGCUCGGAUGAGAGCGGCUUCUCUGUGACCAACUUCCACGUUGCUACCGAUAAGGAUACCGACUUGCACAUCAUCUACAGCAUGCCCGAUGGAUCGACUUGCAAGAACACCGCUUCCUGCAACUCCGCUGGUACCGUGGUCAGCAACGACCAGUGUGGUGGUGCUACGUCUGUUCACUUCGAGCUGCCCGACGAUAGUGAGCAUGAGAGCUGCGGUUUGGGCAUCUACAGCGUUGGCUUCGACUGCACUCCUGGUUCCACAACCACUGCGCCUGUCGUUUCCAGUACUUCUGCUAUUACCAGAGUUCCAUCUGAACAGACUUCUGUCUCCAGUUCUAUCGUCGUGCCUUCGCUCUCUGUCCCAGGCUCUGUCCCAGGCUCUGCUGUCACCAGCUCUACCGCUGUGCCUUCGCUCUCUGUCCCAGGCUCUACCCCAGGCUCUGCUGUGUCUCCAGUCACCACUCCGGCAGUGAGCACACCUGUUCAGAUGACUACCUCGACUGUGUUCACCACUAGUUUGAUCACUAUCACUAGCUGUGCUCCGACUGUCACCAAUUGCCCAGCUGGAUCUACCGUUGUGGUAACUUCAACUAUCGCUCUUUCCACCACGGUCUGCCCCGUUACUGAGACUACUGCUACCGCUACAAGCUCGCUCUCUGUGCCUGCUGUAUCUAGCCCGAGCGGUGUUUCCCCCGUCAGCUCAUCGGCUGGUAUUCCUGGCGUUGCUAGUGGUACAUCCGUUCCUGGAUCUUCGAUCUUGCCUUCUUCUGCUAUUUCCUCUACUGCAGGCGAGACCCCUGAUGUAACUUCUGCCACUUCGACCCCGGUGAUCACCACCCCAGUCCAGAUGACUACGUCGACCGUGUAUACCACCAGUUUGGUUACUAUCACUAGCUGUGCCCCGACUGUUACCAAUUGUCCAGCAGACUCGACUACAGUGGUGACUUCGACAAUCCCUAUUUCAACCACUGUCUGUCCCGUCACUGAGACUACCACAGGUGCCGUCGGCUCCACACCUCUGUCCGCAGUCCCAAGCCCGAGCGGUGUUUCCCCUGUCAGCUCAUCGGCUGGUAUUCCUGGUGUUCCCAGUGGCACAUCCGUCCCUACAUCUUCGAUUCCGGCCUCUUCUGUUUCAUCCGCUCCGGGCGAGACCCCUGUUGGAACUUCAGCCGCUUCAACCCCGGUGAUCACCACUCCGGUCCAGAUGACUACCUCAACCGUGUAUACCACCAGUUUGGUUACUAUCACUAGCUGUGCUCCGACUGUUACCAACUGCCCAGCACACUCGACUACAGUGGUGACUUCGACAAUCCCUGUUUCAACCACUGUCCGUCCCGUCACCGAGACUACCACAGCUGAAGUCGGUUCCACACCUCUGUCUGCAGUCCCAACAGGGGUCUCGCCCGUGAGCUCCUCGGCUGGAUCACCUCCCGCCAGUGGAACUUCGGCCGGAACCCCCUCGGCUCCCAGCGUGACCUCCGCUGUCUCGUCCCCUGCUGGUACUCCCCUCGCCCCUGGAGAGGCCACUACUACUGUCGUUACUUGGGAGACUGUGACUACUUGCCCGGUGACUAACACGGUUACCUCUGGUAGCUCCACUUUCGUGACUACCUCAAGCACCAUUUCAACCGUUACUAUGACUAGUGUCUCUACGAUCUGCACCGACUGCUCCGCUACCGCCACCUCCGUUGCUGGUCAGAGCACUGUUGCCCCGUCUGGUACCCCCGGUGUCUCGAUCAUUGUCGUUUCCAGCACUGGUUCAUCUGAUACACCUGGAGCUUCGAGCCUGGUCCCAUCUGGAACUUCCGAGGGAUCAAGCCCUGUCUCUUCUUCGUCUGCAGAGGCCUCCAGUCCCCUCCCCACCGGCUCCGAUGUCACUAGCUUGGUUCCCACCGGCGUGAGCGCUGAGACAACACCUGCUAUUCCCCAAGGAUCGACUGCCACGGUUGUAACUUAUGUAACUGAGACCACCUGUCCUGUGACUGCCACUGUCACUUCUGGGUCGUCGACUUUUGUCACCACAUCCAGCACGGUUUCAACUGUUACCUUGACCUCGACUUCCAACCUCCCCAGCUCUGUCGCUGCGGGAAGCACCCCGGCUCCCUCUGAGACAGGUGUCGCUGCCACCACUGCUCCCGCUGUCACCAGUGCCAACUCCACACCCACCAUUCCCGAGGGUGCCACUACCACCGUUGUGACUUAUGUGACCGAGACCACCUGCCCCGUGACCAACACCGUCACCUCGGGCUCCUCCACCUUCGUGACCACAUCCAGCACAGUUUCCACAGUGACCCUCACCUCCGUCGCAACCAUCGCGACUACCGCCACCGCUGCCACCGAGAGUCAAUCUACAUCCGUAGUCCCCAGCGGCGUGUCCCCAGUAUCGAGCCCCGCUCCCUCCGCUCCCUGCCCCAACACCGUACCCCAGUGCAUCAACACCUGGCUCUCGCUCGCGCCCAAGUGCACAUCCAACAGCGACGCCUCCUGCUUCUGCCCCAACAGCGAGUUCACCAGCAAAGUCAUCUCCUGCAUCCAAGCCUGGGGUGCCUCGAAGUCCGAGAUCCAAUCCGCCCUCUCCUACUUCACCGGUAUCUGCGCCACCUGGGUCCCCCAGAACCCAGGCAUCGUAACCGCCAUCCCAUCAACAAUCACCCUGAUCCCGACAGUUGCUCCGUCCGUCCCCGCAUCCGCAGCCGGUGUCACCGGCGCCACUGUGACUGCCCCCGCCAGCGUCGUCAUCCCCAUCACCUCCGCCCCCGCCCUCCCCGUCACCACAAUCACCUACUCGACCUACACCGUCACCGUCCCGCAGGUCAGCUUCGUCACAAACACCGGCUCUACGGCCGGUGCUGUGCCGACCAUCGGUCUGGUCCCGGCUGCUCCCAGCGGCACUUCCCCGGCAAACACCGGUGUUGUUCCCGCGCCCGCAUCCGCAACAUGGGCUACUUCGAGCGGGUACGCGUACGCCAGUCGCAGCGCCAGUGGAGUCGUCUCGCCCAGCGCGUCUCCGAUCUUCAACGCGGCUUCGAGCGUGUCGGUCGCUUCCAGCCUGCUGUUGGCUUCUCUCGCUGCUUUCUUCGGCUUGAUGAUGUAG